This is a messenger RNA of Saccostrea echinata, 1545 nucleotides long. Its product is annotated as bone morphogenetic protein 1-like. Bases 94 to 1545 code for a protein of 483 amino acids. The transcript is spliced from 11 exons. Gene Ontology annotation, molecular function: calcium ion binding. The record is from RefSeq and is a predicted model, not a curated record. NCBI's taxonomy places the organism in Eukaryota, Metazoa, Mollusca, Bivalvia, Ostreida, Ostreidae.
UGUUCUUUGUAGGACAGUCCACAGCUGAUAAAUGAUAGCCAUCAUCUGAACAUCGGCAGUUAUCUACGGACAAGGAUCUCCCCUAAACGCACCAUGUAUUCAUUCUCUCUCAAAAAUGUAACUUUAAAGAGAGACAGCUGUUUUCAACUGAGAUAUUUUACACGCGAUCCAACAAAGCAAAGUCUACGAAUUCAAGUGAUAAGAGAUGGGCGUUUGAUAGGUAAUAAGCUGUUUCAAGGAAGAGAUUGGUCAACUGCCCGUGUCUCCAUAAAGUCUUCACUGACUAAGAUUCUUGUCAUAGUUUAUGUCUACAACAAUUUACCCGUGCUUAUAGACGAUAUUAUCAUAACAGCUAAGACGUGUGGUGCUUGUCAACAAUGGUACUAUGGUUCGAAUUGUGAGAAGAUGUCAAAAUGUAAUCAAACAAAUACUCUUUCAUUUGACGCUAAAGAUCAUUGCAACUGCAAGCUAAAUUGGUAUGGUGAAAAAUGUGAUUGUUCCCAAUCAGAAAACGAUGCAUGUAUCAAACGGGGAGAGAUCUGCACGGGAGGAGUUUGUUCUUGUGAGGACGGGUAUAUAAGAGCUGGCUUGGGUUGCAGAGAUAUUGAUGAAUGCAAAUCUUUAUGCAGAGGCUCUCUGCAAACAUGUGAAAAUAUGAACGGAUCGUACUCGUGUGUUUGUAAAAAGGGCACUUUUGGUGAUGGCACUAUUUGCUCAGAAUCCACACUUGCCAUUAUAAAUGGGUCCACAUCAAUGGAUGGAACUCUACUGAUGUGGCGAGACAAUGUUUGGGGUGCAGUUUGUCAGUCCUUUGAUCUAUUUACAGCCAUGCUAGCUUGCAAUACACUUUUUGAUAACAUUCAUGGUGUUCAACUUCCUCAAAAGGGAGGUUACAAUUCGCCAAAUGGAGUCACAUACACCUCUUUUGUUUGUGAUAAAAAAGGUAAAGGAUUUGACCUUACAAAAUGCAAUGUCUCCAUUGAUCCCUGUGAGACGGAGAAGGAUGCGACGCACCUAUCAUGUGGUGUUUGUGGUGGAGUAUAUACAUCUCGGGUUGGACUUGUAGAACCUCCUUUACAACUCCCAGCAAACACAUUGUGCUUAUUUUUGUUGGCUCCAUACAACUCAAAAAUGAUCAAUGCAACAUUCAUUUCUUUCUCAAUGAAUUCAAAUGAUCAAACUCAAGGGAAUCAAGAUCCAUCUAUCAAAUGUGACGACACCUAUCUCGAGAUUUUUGAUGGCUCAGAUAUAGAAUCACCAUUGGUUGGACGAUACUGUGGCAGUCGACCUCGAUUCACAGUCACUUCUACAGGAAAUACCUUAUAUCUUAUUUAUAAAACAUCUAGCAAUACCUUCACACGAGAUUUCCAUAUUAUCUACGAAGCAGAGAAGAAAGUAGAAAACCAUCACGCAUUGGGUGGGGUAGACGGUCAUUCUGCGCAGUGUGUGCCAAACAACGCAUCCUGUAUCAACAACAAAUAUACCUGCUAUAGAGAUCGCUACGUAUGUGAUAGCCCCUGGGGUUUAGAAAAAAUCAGAGUAUGA